This is a messenger RNA of Saccharomyces paradoxus, 2709 nucleotides long. RefSeq names its product glycogen phosphorylase (gene GPH1). Gene Ontology annotation, molecular function: pyridoxal phosphate binding; glycogen phosphorylase activity. Gene Ontology annotation, cellular component: cytoplasm. Lineage: Eukaryota; Fungi; Ascomycota; Saccharomycetes; Saccharomycetales; Saccharomycetaceae. The transcript has a single exon. The coding region runs from base 1 to 2709 and encodes 902 amino acids. The record is from RefSeq and is a predicted model, not a curated record. Gene Ontology annotation, biological process: glycogen catabolic process.
AUGCCGCCAGCCAGUACAAGUACUACCAAUGAUAUGAUAACUGAGGAACCCGCCUCUCCACAUCAAAUCCCAAGACUUACCAGGAGACUUACAGGGUUUCUUCCACAAGAAAUCAAGUCAAUUGACACGAUGAUUCCUUUAAAGUCAAGGUCGUUGUGGAACAAGCAUCAAGUCAAAAAGUUUGACAAGGCUGAAGAUUUUCAAGAUAGAUUUAUUGAUCACGUGGAAACUACAUUAGCACGUUCUCUAUAUAAUUGUGAUGACAUGGCUGCUUAUGAGGCUGCUUCGAUGAGUAUCCGUGACAAUUUGGUCAUUGACUGGAAUAAAACUCAGCAAAAAUUUACCACUAGAGACCCAAAGAGAGUUUAUUAUCUGUCUUUGGAGUUUUUGAUGGGUAGAGCUUUGGACAAUGCCCUGAUUAACAUGAAAAUUGAAGACCCGGAAGACCCUGCCGCAUCAAAGAAAGAACCAAGAGAAAUGAUCAAGGGAGCUUUAGAUGAUUUGGGUUUCAAGUUAGAGGAUGUCCUAGACCAAGAACCGGAUGCAGGUUUAGGUAAUGGUGGUCUAGGUCGUCUUGCAGCUUGCUUCGUAGACUCAAUGGCAACAGAAGGCAUUCCUGCCUGGGGUUAUGGUCUACGUUAUGAGUAUGGUAUCUUUGCUCAAAAGAUUAUUGACGGUUACCAAGUAGAAACCCCAGAUUACUGGUUAAAUUCUGGUAAUCCAUGGGAAAUUGAGCGUAACGAGGUACAAAUUCCAGUUACCUUUUACGGUUAUGUUGAUAGACCAGAAGGCGGCAAAACUACACUAAGCGCGUCACAAUGGAUCGGUGGGGAAAGAGUUCUUGCUGUUGCAUAUGAUUUCCCAGUUCCAGGUUUCAAAACUUCUAAUGUAAAUAACUUAAGACUGUGGCAAGCAAGGCCAACGACAGAAUUCGAUUUUGCAAAAUUCAACAACGGUGAUUAUAAGAACUCUGUGGCCCAACAACAACGCGCUGAAUCUAUAACCGCUGUGUUGUAUCCAAACGAUAAUUUUGCUCAAGGUAAGGAGUUGAGAUUGAAGCAACAAUACUUCUGGUGUGCUGCGUCCUUACACGAUAUCUUGAGAAGAUUCAAAAAAUCUAAGAGACCAUGGACCGAAUUUCCUGACCAAGUGGCUAUCCAAUUGAAUGAUACUCACCCAACUUUAGCAAUCGUCGAAUUGCAGAGAGUCUUGGUCGAUCUAGAAAAACUUGACUGGCACGAGGCUUGGGACAUUGUGACCAAGACCUUUGCUUACACCAACCACACUGUUAUGCAAGAGGCCCUGGAGAAAUGGCCCGUUGGCCUCUUCGGUCAUUUGCUGCCUAGACAUCUGGAGAUUAUUUAUGACAUCAACUGGUUCUUCUUGCAAGACGUGGCAAAAAAGUUCCCCAAGGACGUUGAUCUUUUGUCUCGUAUAUCCAUUAUCGAGGAAAACUCUCCAGAAAGGCAGAUUAGAAUGGCCUUUUUGGCUAUUGUUGGUUCCCAUAAGGUAAAUGGUGUUGCUGAAUUGCACUCCGAAUUGAUCAAAACGACAAUUUUCAAAGAUUUUGUCAAAUUUUAUGGCCCAUCAAAGUUUGUCAAUGUCACUAACGGUAUCACGCCAAGAAGAUGGUUGAAGCAAGCUAAUCCUUUCUUGGCUAAACUGAUCAGUGAAACUCUUAACGAUCCAGCAGAGGAGUAUUUGCUGGACAUGGCCAAGUUGACCCAGUUAGGAAAAUACGUUGAAGAUAAGGAAUUCUUGAAAAAAUGGAACCAAGUCAAGCUUAAUAAUAAGAUCAGAUUAGUAGAUUUAAUCAAAAAGGAAAAUGAUGGCGUAGACAUCAUUAAUAGAGAGUAUUUGGACGACACCUUGUUUGAUAUACAAGUUAAACGUAUUCAUGAAUAUAAGCGUCAACAACUGAACGUCUUUGGUAUCAUCUACCGUUACUUGGCAAUGAAAAAUAUGCUGAAGAACGGUGCUUCCAUUGAAGAAGUGGCCAAGAAAUAUCCACGUAAGGUUUCAAUUUUUGGCGGUAAGAGUGCUCCUGGUUACUACAUGGCUAAACUAAUCAUCAAAUUGGUCAACUCUGUUGCUGACAUUGUUAAUAACGAUGAAUCAAUUGAGCACUUAUUGAAGGUUGUCUUCGUUGCUGAUUACAAUGUUUCCAAAGCUGAAAUCAUUAUCCCAGCGAGUGACUUGAGUGAGCAUAUUUCAACUGCUGGUACUGAAGCGUCAGGUACUUCCAACAUGAAAUUUGUCAUGAACGGUGGUUUGAUUAUCGGUACUGUCGAUGGUGCCAAUGUGGAAAUCACAAGGGAAAUUGGUGAAGAUAAUGUCUUCUUGUUUGGUAACCUGAGUGAAAAUGUCGAAGAGUUGAGAUAUAACCACCAAUACCAUCCACAAGACUUACCAUCUGGCUUGGAUUCUGUUUUAUCCUUUAUUGAAAGUGGGCAAUUUUCUCCAGAAAAUCCAAAUGAAUUCAAGCCAUUAGUUGACAGUAUUAAAUAUCAUGGCGAUUAUUAUUUGGUUAGUGACGACUUUGAAUCCUAUCUGGCCACCCAUGAGUUAGUAGACCAAGAGUUCCACAACCAAAGGUCAGAGUGGUUGAAGAAGAGUAUCUUGAGUGUUGCCAACGUCGGUUUCUUUAGCAGUGAUCGUUGUAUCGAAGAAUACUCUGAUACAAUCUGGAACGUCGAACCAGUUACUUAG